UUAAUGAACAUGAUUCACUAACCCUUAAAAUCCUUACCAAAAGGAUCCGGAGAGGAUCCAGUUGGCUCAAAUAAUUCACCACCAAUCAUUGCACUACGACCACCACCGCCACAUCCACCACUAUUUGUAUGCUCAAACUGCACUCCGCAAAAGUUCUCUCAGUUUACUUCUCACUAUGUGGAACAACCUCCCCUGCGACCUCCUCACCAACAUCUUCUCCUUCCUCUCCGCCGACUCUUUUGCAUGCGCCAAGUCGACAUGCAGACACUGGCAAGCCUGCGCCUCCUCCGCAGCCGGUAACUACCCGUUUUUGCUGCAGAAUCAUCACCCGCCUUGGUUCGUAGCUUUGCCACUGCACGACCAUGGUGCUCUAUGCUGCUGCUACGCCCUCAAUCCAAGUAACAACAACUGGUAUGUUCUCUCCAUGGAUUUCUUACCAGCCCCAGUAAGGUAUGUCGGCCCACUGGACAGCUUCAUCUUGCUAAGGCCCACAGUUUCGACAUUUCUCCAAUUGGGUAUGUGCAACCCUUUCACAAGGCAAUACAAGCCCUUCCCAAAGUUGAACAUCAAAAGGACCAACCCAGCUGUUGGUGUUGUCCCAGUCAGGUCAGUCGCGUCGCCAAACAACUCAUUACUCUGUGAAACAAAUGCUACCUUUCAAAUUUCGUGUUUUAGUUCUAGGGUCUACGUGGCGGGUGGGAUGUCUGAGGCAUCCCGCGGUGGUGCCACGUAUGAGCCUACAUUGGAAAUGUACGAUCCGCAGCUUGACAUGUGGUGGGUCGUCGGGUCAAUGCCGAUGGAGUUUGCUGUGAGGCUAACAGUUUGGACCCCAAAGGAGAGUGUGUAUUGUGAUGGGGUGCUAUAUUGGAUGACCUCGGCCCGGGCGUAUAGCCUAAUGGGCUACGAGAUUGGGUCAAACACUUGGAGGGAGCUGAGUGUCCCAAUGGCAGACAAGCUGGAAUUUGCUGUGCUGGUGCUGCGCAAUGGGAGGUUGACACUUGUCGGCGGUGGAGUGUGCGUUUCGGGUGCUUGUGUAUGGGAACUUGGGGAGGGAGAUAUUUGGGUGUUGGUUGAGAGGGUACCUGGUGAAAUGGGUAUGAAAUUGCUGGGGGCUAGGGGAAGUUGGGCGAGUACAAAAUGUGUAGGUGGUGAUGGGGCUAUUUAUUUGUAUAGAGAUCUUUGGGCAGGAAUGGUAGUUUGGAGGGAAGUUGGGGAUAAGAGUAGGAGUCAGUGGGAAUGGUAUUGGAUUGAAGGGUGUUCUUCAAUUAGAGGAAAACAAGUGAGGAACUUGCAAGUUAAAGGAGUUCUUAUAUACCCUAAUCUUGUACCCUCAUUCAUGUUCUAAUCAAACAAACAUCUCUUUUUGUCC
Molecule: messenger RNA, 1369 nt
Organism: Pyrus x bretschneideri (Chinese white pear)
Lineage: Eukaryota; Viridiplantae; Streptophyta; Magnoliopsida; Rosales; Rosaceae
Exons: 1
Coding region: 176-1345 (389 amino acids)
Molecular function (GO): protein binding
Source: RefSeq, a predicted model, not a curated record